UAUUAGUUGGUUGAAGCCAGCCGUCAGCCCACCUAGCGACGGUGGUCAAUGAACGGACAACAUGAUGUUGAUUCUUCUGAUUGGUGUGGCGGUUCUAGCCGCGACUGUGAUUUACGAUCGAUAUUUCCACCCUCUGGCCAAGUUUCCGGGCCCGGCAAUUGCAGCAGCGUCUCCGGUUCGCAGCUUGCCUCCAAUCAUUCCAUAACCAAUCUAACCUUGACCAAAGCUAUGGGCAAUGCACGCGCGCUACUCAGGGAGACUUCUCCCCAAGCUACGAGACUUGCAUGAGAAAUAUGGCCCGGUCGUCCGAAUCUCCCCGAACGAAUUGUCCUUCGCAAGCCCCCGAGCGCGUGACGAGAUAUACAAGGACGAGUACACCAAAGGCUUCACCCCCACGCAGAACAACGUCAGUUUCGCAAUCGACGUCGUGAUCGGAGACACCACCGCUCAGUCGGCCACCACGCGGACGGACCAUCGCAGUGUGCGGUCGCAAGUCAAGGGGAUUCUGGCAACCUAUCCCGCACAAAGCCAGGAGCAGAUUCACCGGACCUAUUUGGCAGAGUUGGAGGAGGAGCUGGACAUCGCAGCCCGCGAAGGGAAGCAAUACAAUCUGACGACUGGGAUGGACCGGCUGAUCUGGCAGUGCAUGGGACACUUCUUCCUCGGUCAUUCCAUCCCCACCAGCACGAAAGAGACAUUCGAAUAUUUUCGGCGGUGGGACAACGUGUACACUGCUGGUUUGGACCUGAUGUUUUACAUUGGUCGUUUGCCGGGGGCAUCGGCUGUCGCGGCGGUUCUGCUGAGGGCGAUUCGACAUCUUAUGACGACGGAUUGGGUUCAGGUGAACACGUUUAGUCGGAUUCAGGAACUCACCAACCGCAAGGAGUUCAGGGAAAGCAUCGUCGCGCAGAAGCUGGGGAUCAUGGACGGGGCCGACGGAAAGCCAGAGUUGAAACGCGCAAUGGCGCAUAUCAGCCUUCUUGUAAUCGGCGGAUAUGACCCCGUUUCAGCCGCCGCAUCCGCCGUCUUCUACUAUCUACUACAACACCCGAAAGCGCUCGCCAAAAUCCAGCACGAGCUCCGCACCACCAUCUCCAGCGAAGAGGUUUGCACAGAUGAUAAUCUGUCCCAGAUCGCUUAUCUGAAUGCCUGUAUCCAAGAAAGUCUCCGACUACAGCCACCAGUGAACGACGUGGGCGCCCGAAUCUCCACCGGCAUAGAGGUAGAUGGCGUCUACGUGCCCAAAGGGGCCAAAGUCUUCGUCGAUAAGUAUUCGAUCCACCGAUCUGCAAGGUACUUCAAAAGUCCCGAUCGGUGGAACCCUGAACGGUGGCUUGCUCCGACCCCCAAGUCGGAUCUGGCUGCUUUCUCGGCAUUCUCGGUGGGCACCCAUGCGUGCCCGGGCAAGAUCAUGGGACUGCGGGUGUUGCGUCUGACUAUCGCAAAGCUGUUGCUGAGCUACGAUUUUCAGCUGGCGGGCCCGAAGUUUGACUGGGAUCGCGAUGCGCAUUGUUGUCAUGUGUGGCAGGAGUUCCGUGUGGAUGUGAAGGUUAGCAAACGAGGGGCUGUACAGUAAAUUUAGAGCCAUGGACGGCGAUAGAUUUUACGAUGGCG
Messenger RNA from Aspergillus uvarum CBS 121591, 1614 nucleotides. RefSeq names its product cytochrome P450. Bases 236 to 1576 code for a protein of 446 amino acids. NCBI's taxonomy places the organism in Eukaryota, Fungi, Ascomycota, Eurotiomycetes, Eurotiales, Aspergillaceae. Gene Ontology annotation, molecular function: heme binding; monooxygenase activity; oxidoreductase activity, acting on paired donors, with incorporation or reduction of molecular oxygen. The transcript is spliced from 6 exons. The record is from RefSeq and is a predicted model, not a curated record.